CUUGAUAUUAGGCUUCUUAGUGAUGACAGUGAGUUUGGUGAAUGUGGAAAUGAUGGUAGGUUUAGUAGAUAUGAAAAUAGUGGUAGGUUUAACAGAUAUGAAAAUAGUGGUAAGUUUGGUAGAUGUAAAGAUGGUGGUAGUAGAGUUACUUUUAUGUUAUCUUCAGAUACUUAUUAUUAUUAA
Molecule: messenger RNA, 183 nt
Organism: Funneliformis caledonium
Lineage: Eukaryota; Fungi; Glomeromycota; Glomeromycetes; Glomerales; Glomeraceae
Source: the annotation of a GenBank genome assembly